GGCGGUAUCAACAUGGCGGCUUUCUGAGUUUGAGAAGAGAAACUGAGUUGUAAAUAAACUCUUCGUGCACAAUUCGAACAACUUUACAAAAGCUUUAUUCUAGAAAUUAAUUAAUGAGCUAUCGCUCAGAAGACUAAUUAUGGCGAGCGAUGGCAACAAAAAGCAGUUUUGGAAAAGAAAUACAGCUAAGGUUCCUGGAAAUAUCCAGCAUGUUUAUGGAGCCCAGCAUCCGCCAUUUGACCCUCUCCUACAUGCCAACUUGAUGAAAGCAGGAAACAGGCCUCCCUCUACCAGCACACCAGGAAAGCCAAAGAAAGCCACCACCUUCCAAGAGUUUGAGAGCAUCACGAGUGACGCCUGGGACGUUGCAGAUGAUGACGAUGAACUUCUUGCAAUGGCAGCCCAGAACCUCAACAUUGAGGUCGUCAUGGAGACUGCCAAUAAAGUGAUAGAAAACCACAGCAAGCUGCAGGAGCAGAGACAGCAGCAGAUGGACAAGAUCACUGAGCCUGAUGAGAAAGAUGGAGAGGAAGUGCAAGAGGAAGAGGAGGAAGAGCCAGAGGAAGAGAGAGAGGAAGCAGCAGAGACAUCAACAGAUCUGAGGUUCACUUCAGAUUUUCUGCCGCACAGUGACCACAGACUGGUGAAGUCACACAGCGAGGCGCCUGUCGCCUCCCCUAAAGAGGUGGGUGGCGAGUAUGUAGGACUCCAUAGACAGCAGUCACUCCCACACAGACCCGUCAUUCCACUGGUGGCCCGUAUGGCGGAUCAGAACACUUCCGGAACACCAGCCAUGACAGAGAGAGAGGCGUCACGGCUUGACAAGUUCAAGCAGGUUCUUGCCGGUCCGAAUACUGAUUUGGAGGAGCUACGGAAGUUAAGCUGGUCUGGAAUUCCAAGGCAUGUUCGGCCCAUCACAUGGAAGCUGCUCUCAGGGUAUCUACCUGCCAAUGCUGAGCGCAGAGAAAGCACACUGCAGAGGAAGAGACAAGAGUACUUUGGCUUUAUCGAGCAGUACUACGACUCUCGCAAUGAUGAACACCACCAGGACACAUACAGACAGAUUCACAUAGAUAUUCCCCGAAUGAGUCCAGAAAGUUUAGUUCUGCAGCCCAAGGUAACAGAGAUUCACAUUGACAUUCCGAGAACUAAUCCUCUUAUACCUCUCUUUCAACAAGCUUCUGUGCAAGAGAUAUUUGAGCGGAUUCUGUUCAUCUGGGCGAUUCGGCAUCCGGCCAGCGGUUACGUCCAGGGCAUCAAUGACCUUGUCACACCCUUCUUCGUUGUUUACGUUUUUGAGUAUAUUGUGACAGCUAGUGCCAUAGAUGCAGCAUCACGCAAAAACAGAAGUACUCAAGAAGAGGAAGAGGUGGAAAAUUUCAAUGUUUCCAGCUUGCAGGAAGAGGUGUUGCGGAACAUCGAGGCUGACAGCUUCUGGUGCAUGAGCAAGCUCCUGGACGGAAUUCAGGACAACUACACGUUUGCCCAGCCGGGGAUCCAGAGGAAAGUAAAAGCAUUGGAGGAGCUGGUCAGCCGGAUUGAUGAGACGGUUCAUCGGCACAUGCAGCAGUAUGAGGUGGAGUAUUUGCAGUUUGCCUUCCGCUGGAUGAACAACCUGCUGAUGAGAGAAUUGCCUCUGCGCUGUACAAUUCGCCUGUGGGACACUUACCAGGCGGAGCCGGAAGGAUUCUCUCAUUUCCAUCUAUAUGUGUGUGCCGCCUUCCUGGUCCGAUGGCAGAAAGAGAUAUUGGAGGAGAAGGAUUUCCAGGGUCUGAUGAUUUUGCUCCAGAACCUACCCACAAUGCACUGGGGAAAUGAGGAAGUGAGCGUUCUCCUGGCUGAAGCGUAUAGGCUGAAGUUUGCCUUUGCCGAUGCACCCAACCAUUACAAGAGAUGAGGCUCCGCCUUGCACAACUACUAAAUGCAUCUACCCCAGCCAGCCAUGGUGGUGCCACUGGCUGCAUGAUGAUAUUAAACUAAUACCAUGAGAUUUUUUAAGGGGAUAGGAAUGUGUACAGUGGUCGGCAACUGUUCCUGGAAUUUUUCUGCAACACUCCAAACGCCAUGAGGUUUUCUUCUUCAAUUUCAUUACAGCCCUCUUCUAAAAAUGUUUUCAAGAAAGAGUUUCACGCAGUGAAUUCGUGGAAAAGUUCAUUUAUACAGACAGCUGACCCAUCAACACUGAUUGGUCGCCACAGCAACGACCGGAUGGCCCAAUUGAUUCAAGGCAAUAAACAAACAUUACUGAGACAAGAUGGUUUAUAAACACUCGCAGUAAGACCUUUCGGCUUAAACAACGUCUAUAAACACUUAUUUUAACCUUGGUCUACCUCAGGAAGCUGCCAGGAGUCAUAAGGUGAUGAUUUUGUCUCUGUAUUAGAACAAUGUCCAUGAUACUUUGGGAGUCAAUAGUAUCAGCCUUACUUUGGUGAGGAGAAUGCAAACUGAAGAGCUGAUUAAAUUUCUGCUUUCUCAGUUGCCCAUGGGACUGUCAGUUUGAUGUCCAGUUUUGAUAUUGAUGUAAUAAUCCAUUCUGACUGUAUGAUGCUGUCAUUAAUAGGCGUGUUUGGGGAUAUCAGCUUCAGAUUUUUGACAUUUGUCAGUAUUUGAUCUGUGCGCUGCUUCAAUCAUGUCAUCAAGCUUCUAAAUGUGUGUGCCAGUUCUUACAACUAAAUGUAAGUGAAACUGCACUUAAUAAGAGUCUAUUUCCUCCUUUUUGUAGAAGAUAUAUUCUAUGAAUCAGUUUUUUUUUUAAUCCUACUUUUUUUUUUCUCUUUUAUUUACUGUUUACAUGAGCCUGUCAAGUUGUGCCUAACUCUACAGAUUAAUGACAUCACAGAUAUUUAUUUUACUUUGAUGAUAAUUUAGGAGCAUUUGCAGUCACUCCCAUUAUGUUUUAACAUGGAGUGAAUUCUGCAGCUCUUCUGGUCACCAUUGGCUGUUUGAUGGAUGGUAUAAACUGUACUCUAACUGACGCUCAGUGCCUAUACACAUGGGCGCUACAGUACAUGCCAUGCAGUACUGGUGAAUUUUUUGAAUACCAAACUUUAUGGCUUGUUUUCUUGACUUCAACCUACAGAAAUGUCUGGAUGGAUUUUAAAAGAGGUGUGGGUGAAACGUUCUGAAAUGUUCUUGAUUAAAUAGCUGUGUACAGAAUUAUGUUUUCAAAGAUGUGUAAAUACAAAAAAAUGUAAAU
Myxocyprinus asiaticus (Chinese sucker) is the source of this 3196-nucleotide messenger RNA. RefSeq names its product TBC1 domain family, member 22a (gene tbc1d22a). Bases 140 to 1897 code for a protein of 585 amino acids. The record is from RefSeq and is a predicted model, not a curated record. Lineage: Eukaryota; Metazoa; Chordata; Actinopteri; Cypriniformes; Catostomidae. Gene Ontology annotation, biological process: activation of GTPase activity. The transcript is spliced from 15 exons. Gene Ontology annotation, molecular function: GTPase activator activity.